Epinephelus fuscoguttatus (brown-marbled grouper) is the source of this 1660-nucleotide messenger RNA. Its product is annotated as interactor of HORMAD1 protein 1. Bases 85 to 1404 code for a protein of 439 amino acids. Gene Ontology annotation, cellular component: condensed nuclear chromosome. NCBI's taxonomy places the organism in Eukaryota, Metazoa, Chordata, Actinopteri, Perciformes, Serranidae. Gene Ontology annotation, biological process: DNA recombination; homologous chromosome pairing at meiosis; meiotic DNA double-strand break formation. The transcript is spliced from 8 exons. The record is from RefSeq and is a predicted model, not a curated record.
CGUACUGCCCGCACUGAAAGGAAGUACUGACGUCCCGUCUACUGUAAUGCCGAUACAACGUUAUGCUAACUGUGUCCAGGCGCAAUGACUCAUACAAAGAGCAUAAAAGAAAUGCUGAGCAUCACUACUGGAAGCAGAAAUGUGUCUACCAGCGGAUACUCGAGUUUCACAGACUCUCAGAUUUUCUUUGGGUCUCAGUUUUGGCCUGAAAAUUCUCAAGGCACAUCUCAAGAUAUGAGUUUGUCAUCCAGGACCUCCCAACAAAGUUCACAAGAGGGAAGUGAUCCAAAGUUUUCAAGCAAUUAUCACACUAAACCUCUCCUGUUUGGAGAUUUCAAAGACAAGAGCAACGCUUUUGGAACACUGGAUAAAUUUGAGGAGGACAAGAGAAGGGCAAAAGAAAAAACUGACAGUGACAUAUUAGCCAAAGAAUGCAGCCAUUUUCGGGAGACUCUCAACAAUAUCCAACAGCUGGUCGCUGGCACAGAGAGAAAUACGUCUGUGUGCCAAACAGUCCUGCAAAAAUUUGACAAUUUCGCAUCAACAUUGCAAAAUAAUCUGAACAGUCUUCAGAGUGACAUUUCCCAGCAGUUUGAGACUCUGCUGAAUAAAGUGAACACCCAGAAAGAGAUGAUGGCUGAACUGGAGGAGAGGAUGCAAAAGGGUGGGGACCCCACAGCAGAAUUUUGUUCAGAUCUGCAAAGCUUAAAGAAUAGUCUGGAGUGUCUGAGAGAGGAGCAUGAGAAACAACGAAACAUGCUUGAGGAGGGUCUGAAGCUGCUCAGCACUUUUGUCUCAGAGCACUCAGCCAAACCCAGCCCUGGGAAAGUGACAGACAGUGCCAUCCAGACGUCACCAGGGCUGGAGCAGCCAUUAUCCGACUUCCUGCAGGACAACAAGCUUGAAAGCACACAGCUGACACGUAACACACCCAACCUUGAACACAAUCAGGUGGACGCUCCCCCUCAGGAUCCCAGGUGCAUCAUAGGAAAGAGGAAAUUCUCUCUGAGAGGCCAUGGGAGGCGCAAAAAGAGGCCGCUGGUGCUCUCACAAAGGAGCAAGCGCACUGUCACGGAUGAAAAUCGUCAGCCUCCCAUGAACUGUGACAAACAUCAGAAAGUUUCAGUACCUCUCUGUGAGCGUCAUGAUCUGAACACGGUGACCAGCCAGAGCAGUCUCAACCUAGACAGUAUGAAACCGCAGAAAAGGGAGGUGAGAUCCAUCGCUGAGGGAUGUUUCAUCACCCCUCUCACCUGCUGGUCUCAGGACAGCAACAGCCCCGACAGCCUCGCAGGAGUCGAAACCAUCUCAGAGAAGCUCUCAGCUGAGUCCAAACCAGGGACCCCAGUGAAACCUGAAGGCUUCUUGCAGUUGUUUGAGAUGGACUGUGGUUUUGGCUUUUAGAGCAUGAGUGAAGCCUUUGUGUUAUUGUUGGGAAUAAAAGCCAGAAAUGUUUAUUGGUAUAUUUAUUAUCACUUGUGUCUUUUGUUACAUGACUUGUUAUUCAGUUUUUAAAGAAUAAACACAAAUGUUUUUAUCUUAUUUUGAUGGUGGAAGAGCUGCGGAGGGGUGUAAAAAAAACUACGAAUGAAAAGUACGUUAAGGACAAACUGACCCACAAAUAUGUCUGUUUACACAUAUUUGAAGUUGACCUGCUGAC